Acanthoscelides obtectus is the source of this 405-nucleotide messenger RNA. Lineage: Eukaryota; Metazoa; Arthropoda; Insecta; Coleoptera; Chrysomelidae. The record is from the annotation of a GenBank genome assembly.
AUGGAGGUUUCCACAAAAGGCUUUCGAAAAGUUGCUCAAGAUUAUAAAUUUGCUAUUGAAGAUAAAGAAAAUACUGAUAACAACGAGCAGAAUCAGAAUAAGGAUGACCUACACGAAAAUGACAGAGAUAUUCAAGAUUCAGAGCAGAAUGAAGCAGCCCAGGUAGUGCAAGAGGAUUACAAUGCCAUAAAUAUUUUGAAUGAAGAUUUAAGGAUAGAAAGAGAAAGAACACCAGGCCCAGUGAUUCAUAAUGAGAGAGCACCUACUCCAAUAGUUAUGGUACAAAGAGAAAAUGAAAGAACACCCAGCCCAACACCCACUUUAACAGAGCCACUUAUAUCCCCUAAGGAUAUUUGGCCCCUUCCGAUAAUGAAAACUCAAAAUACAAAUCGUAAAAAUAGUUGA